UUCUCAUCAAAAUCUCUUCAGAUUCAAGCUUCGAAACCGCUUCUUCUUCUUCUUGCUCUUCUUCUCCAUUCUCUCCGCUCUCUCCACCUCCGCCUCCAUCUCCACCGCCAUCGAUGGGUUCCCCGGACUCCGCCUCCGCCUCCCCUCGCGCCACUGCUGUAGAUCACUCCUCAUCCCCAAGAUCCCCAACUUCCGAUGAUAGGGUUAAGCCGACGCAUAUACGGUUUCUUGUGUCAAAUAUGGCGGCUGGGAGCAUUAUUGGGAAGGGGGGAUCGACGAUUACGGAGUUCCAGUCUCAGUCUCAUGCUCGCAUUCAGUUGUCUCGCAACCAUGAGUUUUUUCCUGGAACUUCUGAUAGGGUUAUUAUGAUUUCUGGGGCUUUUGAUGAGAUUAUGAAGGCUAUGGAGCUGAUCCUUGAGAAACUUCUCGCAGAGGGAGAGGAUGGGAAUGAUGUUGAUAGUAGAUCAACAGUUAGGCUUGUUGUUCCGAACAACUCAUGUGGAGGCAUAAUUGGGAAAGGAGGAGCUACUAUAAAGUCAUUCAUUGAAGAUUCUCAGGCUCACAUCAAGAUUUCCCCUCAGGAUCAUAAUUUUGUAGGGUUAAAUGACAGGCUAGUUACAUUGACAGGGUCUCUUGAGGAGCUUUUGCGGGCAGUUGAUUUAAUUUUAACAAAGCUGACAGAGGAUGCUUAUUAUUUACGUUCAAUCUAUUCUCCGUGGCCGUAUGUAGGUGUGAAACUUCCUGGGUAUCAAGGAGUACCGAAUGGCUAUCCAAUGGCUCCUCCAGCAUACAAUGCAAUGAACUAUGGACCAAAUGGUGUUGGAGGAAAAUACCCAUCCAAGAAGGUUGUUUCUGCAAGAUCUCCAGCUGGGCCAAAUGAAUAUCAAGGUGAUUCAGUAACAAUUGGGAUUGCUGAUGAGCAUAUAGGUGUGGUUGUUGGUCGAGGGGGCAGGAACAUAAUGGAGAUCACACAGGGAAGCGGAGCCAGAAUCAAGAUCUCAGAUAGAGGCGACUUCAUGCCCGGCACCUCUGAUAGGAAAGUAACAAUAACUGGAUCCCCAGAAGCAAUCCAUAUCGCCGAGGAUAUGAUCAAGCAGAAGAUCUCAACAAUGUCUGAAAACUAAUUGAAUUUACCAGUCAAAUGCUCCGGAGUACUUGAGGGUUUUAAAUCAAAUCGAUGUG
Molecule: messenger RNA, 1182 nt
Organism: Dioscorea cayenensis subsp. rotundata (Guinea yam)
Lineage: Eukaryota; Viridiplantae; Streptophyta; Magnoliopsida; Dioscoreales; Dioscoreaceae
Product: protein BTR1-like
Exons: 9
Coding region: 114-1124 (336 amino acids)
Biological process (GO): regulation of gene expression
Cellular component (GO): cytoplasm; cytosol
Molecular function (GO): mRNA binding
Source: RefSeq, a predicted model, not a curated record